Molecule: messenger RNA, 1100 nt
Organism: Centruroides sculpturatus (bark scorpion)
Lineage: Eukaryota; Metazoa; Arthropoda; Arachnida; Scorpiones; Buthidae
Product: PIH1 domain-containing protein 1-like
Exons: 8
Coding region: 1-1002 (333 amino acids)
Biological process (GO): box C/D snoRNP assembly; rRNA processing
Cellular component (GO): ribonucleoprotein complex; R2TP complex; cytoplasm
Source: RefSeq, a predicted model, not a curated record
AUGAUGAGAAGUAUGACCGAAUUGACAACAUUUGAAGCACUGCACCACCGAUAUAUGGUCGGUCACCUUGCAUCUAGUCCACAACAGGUUGACAGUCCAGAAAAAACUACUGGACUUCUGGAGUCGCCUCCAACACCCAGUUCAGAUGAAAGAGGUUACGCCAGCGAUGAAUUGAAGCAACUGAAUUUACCUCUAUCAUCUGGUGGUCCAGAGGGAAUAUGCAAAACCAUUCGGCCAUCUCCUGGAUUCUGUAUCAAGACAAAAGACAAUGAGGAUGGAAAAGUGUUCUUAAAUGUCUGCCAUUCUCCAGAGUUACCAGAACCUCGUGAAAUUGAUGAGGAUUUACUAGUCUCUAUACUUAAUUCGGACGAUCCCACUACCUAUCGUAUUCCUAUGAGUCUGGGUGAAUGUCGAGAAGAUAAAGAUAAAGGUGGCCAGACUUGUUCAGUUUAUGAUAUUGUUAUCAAUAGUGAUUACUAUAAAAAAGUUACUAAUAGCAAAGUUUUCAAACAGUUUUUAAUCACUGUGUGUUUAGAUGGGAUUGAAGACAAAUAUCAUAUUUCUGUUGAUAAAGAAUGUUAUGUUAUUUUAAAGAAUAAAAAGUAUCAUGGAUCAAUGCCUGUGCAUAAUAUUAAAUUGCGUCCAAAGACAUUGGUUACUGAAAUCGAGGAAAGUAUGCAAAAAGAAGAUAAUACAGACAUCAAUCACCAUCCAGAAGUAUUACUGAAGGAGAAAAUUCCUUCUUACAUAAUUAAGAAAGAACCUAUCCAUGACUUUCCACAGAAGUUGUUGUGUGAAAUAGAUCUCCCAAAAGUGAAAAACAGCAAUGACCUGACCUUGUACAUUGGAGAAGAUCGAAUAAUGUUGAUUGACAAAGAUGACAUUUAUCACCUGGAUUUGUUUCUGCCAUAUUUUGUUGACCCAGAUCAGAUCCGAGCCAAGUUUUUUAUCCAAAAAAAGAAACUGAAGAUAAAGAUUCCUGUUGUCUCUUUCAUAAAGUGAAGAUUGAGAUGCCAAUUAGAAGAAAAAAAGUUGAAAGCUGUUCAUUGAAGCCAAGUGGUAGCAGAUGACCAUCAGGUGUUCAUUUAUUACACCACAAA